GAAAGGAGUACGUAACUGGAUCUCUCCCAGACUAUGUAACGCUGUGCUUCAUCAAAUCACUAAUAUCUGGGCGAUUGAAAUAUAGCGGGGCUGAACUAUCCAUGCCUGGAAGUGGACCCCCUCUCCAACGUUUAACUGGCGCUGCGGCUGUGCGUUAUUGUUGGCGUAGCUUCAUUUGUCAGGGCACAAGGUUUUAUUUUGACGGGACGCGAUUAGGAUGCUGUUGUUUGGAAGCCUAAACGCCAAUGCUGCAAGUUUCUCCGCGAAGUUCAUGCACUCUGUGCUCUUUCUGUUUUUGCUACUCCGACUGCCCCAGUCCAGCACACCUUUAAUUACAGGUACUGAAGCUAGCUGUGAAAACGAAGGGGAAGUAUUGCAUAUCCCCAACAUCACUGACAACCCUUGUAUCACCUGUGUGUGUCUGGACAAGAAGGCAAACUGUAAGCAGGAGAAGUGCCCAGCAGUGUCCGACGACUGUGCCUUGGUAGUAAAGCAGACAGGAGCCUGCUGUGAGCAGUGCAAAGGCUGCCAUUUGGAGCACCAGUCUUAUAACAGCUCAGAGACAUGGAUGACUUCCACCAAGCCCUGUGUCACCCACCACUGCCAGGAAGGUGUCAUCACAGAAGCCGUGGUGCGAUGUAUUGUCCACUGUAAGAACCCCAAGAUUCACCCCAAGAAAUGCUGCCCAUCUUGUCCUGGCUGCAUCUUUGAAGGCCAUUUAUAUAAAGAGCAGGAGGAAUUCCACCCUGAGGGACAACCCUGUAUCACCUGCUCCUGCACUGGUGGAAGAACAAUGUGCAGGAGGGAGGUGUGUCCUGUACUAUCCUGCCCCGCCUACCUCAGUCACACCCCACCUGGAAAGUGCUGCCCUAAAUGCUUAGGCCAGAGAAAAGUGUUUGACCUUUCAUUGGGAAGCUGCUUGUUCCGCAGUGAGGUCUAUGAAAAUGGCACCUCCUUUAAAUACGAUAACUGCACCUCCUGUACCUGCAAGGAUUCUACGAUAGUAUGCAGGAAGAGAUGCUCUAAGCCUGGAAGCUGCCAGAGAAGUUCAGACCACUGUUGUGAUGAGUGUCUGUCAUACAUGAAGGUGGAGGAUAUCAAGUACUGCCGUGUCAGGAACAAAGUCUACAGGGAUGGGGACCGAUGGUCAUCAGUGAACUGCACACUAUGUGCAUGCAUUAAAGGGACCAUAGAGUGUCACACGAAACAAUGUGUGCCAAUCACAACCUGCCCCUCGAAUAAAGUACUCAACAGGACUGGUUGCUGCCCCGUUUGUACUGAAAAACCUGGCGUGUGCACAGCGUUUGGGGACCCCCACUACAACACAUUCGAUGGGCGCACCUUUAACUUCCAGGGUACAUGCCAGUACGUGCUGACCCGGGACUGCUCACCAGCAGCCGCCUUCCAGGUGCUGGUGAGGAAUGACGCCCGCCGCACACGCUCUUUCUCCUGGACCAAGUCCGUGGAGCUGCAGAUGGCGGGUCUCAGUGUAGGUCUACACCAGCACCUCACUGUACGCCUGAAUGGCAGCCGCAUUGCCUUGCCGUACAGUGGAGCUGGAGUACACAUCAACCUGGACAGCUACCUACUUAAGCUCAGCACCAGUGCAGGAUUGGAGGUAACAUGGGAUGGGGACAGCUUUGUGGAGGUGGUGGCUGCACCUCACCUGAAGAACAGCCUCUGCGGUCUCUGCGGAAACUACAACGGGCACAAGCAGGAUGAUGUCAUUGGCGGUGAUGGUCACUUCAAGUUUGAUGUGGAUGAGUUUGCUGAGAGCUGGCGGGUGGAAAGCAAUGAGAUCUGUAAUCAACCUCCGCACAAGCCCACCCUCCACCUGUGCCCUGGUUUGGUCAAGGUCAAACUCCGUGCCCAUCGUGAAUGCCAGAAGCUCAAGUCCUGGGAGUUUGAGAAGUGUCACCCUGUGGUAGACUUCCUGCCGUUCUACAGGUCCUGUGUCACAGACAUGUGUGAGUGUCCCGUGCACAAGAACUGUUACUGUGAAUCCUUCAUAGCCUACAGCCGUGCCUGCCAGAGAGAGGGUUCGCCGGUGCUCUGGAAGCCUGAGCAGAACUGCAUGGCCACCCAAUGCAAACACGGUGCUGUUUAUGACACUUGCGGUCCUGGCUGUGCCAAGACAUGUGAUAACUGGAAUGAGAUUGGGCCCUGCAACAAGCCCUGUGUGGCUGGCUGCCACUGCCCCGCUGACCUGGUGCUUUUCCAAGGCCGCUGCAUCAGGCCAAUUCUGUGCCCUGGGCAGUGACACUGACUGCCAUGGUUGUGCUGUGGAUGGGGGGGGGUCAUGUGGGACAGUGGACUAGGAUUUGUGUACUGUGGGGGAGGCGACAUAGUGAAAGACCAGGAGACAGGAGGAAGACUGGGCAUCUGCUGUUUACCUGAAACUACCUCAGCUAAAGUAACGUGGAUGUGCAACCUUACUGUGACAUAAAUCCUCCCCACCACCAUCAUAUCAGUACCACCAGAAUGGCACAUUUUCUCCCCGGAACUGUAGUCUAUUACAAAACUUCCCUGAAUAAAAGAUCCACAGAUGUCUGCCUCCACAAAGUAAAGGUAAUAUGCUCUGUGAGCUUAGAUAGUCUGUUGUCGAAAUGGUGCUUUAAAAAGCAACAAUGAGAACAUUAGGGUGGAGCAGUAGAGGUGGAACCAUUAUUUUUUAAGAUAAUUUUAAAAAUAAUAAAAGGUUUGGGGAGGAGAUGAAGUGAAUCAUCCAACUUCUUGACCAGGAAUAUAGCAAAUGGUCCACCUAAUUAAUAUGCCAUAACAAGAAGAAUCUAGUCAACAUAUGCUUAUAUUGCCAUUUUAAUUUAUGUAUCAUAAAUGUACCAUUGUAGCAAAUACAAAAUCAUAAAUAUUGUGAUUUGAUAUGGGUAAAUAUAUAUUUGUCCUGACAUUCAGUUCUGGUUUUUAAAAAGUUGGAUUUUUUGUAGCAGUAACAAAGAUUAACUCAUUUUGUAAAGUGUACAGAGUAAUCUUGUGUUUAUAUUGUGUUUUUUUUCUUGACAGUUUACAGUUUGGCUCUAUUCAGUGAAGCCACAGUUAUUAGAAGUAUUGUGAUAAUUUAAGGUAUUAGUAUUCAGUUCAGUUACAAAUUAGAAGUAUAUAUAAUUAUUUAGCAUUAUAUGUAAUUGUUUUUCAUGUAAAUAAAAAGUUAUUGACUAUACAUCACAUUAUCCCAUUCAUUGCCCGUCAGGAACUCUAGUAGUGGCAAUACAAAUGGCUUCAUGGGGUCUGAACCUCAAAUUUAUUUUAUUGAAACAAUUUCUGGAUUUUGAUAUGGAAUUAAAUGCUCAUGCCAUGUUCUACUACUGACCUUUUUGCACCUCUCAUGGCAUCGGCCUUUCAGAUUUAUGCUUUAUUCCAAUAAAUGUUCUUGGCUUGUGUGUUUCUUAGUUUCCCCCAGCAGUCUCAUCUGAUGGAUUCAAAAUUAGCAAAACUUACGAGAAAAUGUAGGAGAAAAGGUCAGCAAAAAUAACAGCCUCCC
Molecule: messenger RNA, 3499 nt
Organism: Brienomyrus brachyistius
Lineage: Eukaryota; Metazoa; Chordata; Actinopteri; Osteoglossiformes; Mormyridae
Gene: bmper
Product: BMP binding endothelial regulator
Exons: 16
Coding region: 218-2260 (680 amino acids)
Molecular function (GO): protein binding
Source: RefSeq, a predicted model, not a curated record